This is a messenger RNA of Raphanus sativus (radish), 1108 nucleotides long. RefSeq names its product lectin-like protein At1g53070. The transcript has a single exon. The coding region runs from base 108 to 932 and encodes 274 amino acids. Lineage: Eukaryota; Viridiplantae; Streptophyta; Magnoliopsida; Brassicales; Brassicaceae. The record is from RefSeq and is a predicted model, not a curated record. Gene Ontology annotation, molecular function: carbohydrate binding.
AAAAUAAAAAGUCUUCUCGAUAUUUUCACUCUCACAUAGUCGCAUUAUUACACCAUCUUUAUAAAGUUCACCAUCUUCACUUCCCCAAAAGAAAAGGGAGAACAAAGAUGACAAUGCAAACACUCUGCGUCAUCACUCUCUUCAUAGCUAUCUUCACCCCUCAAACCACUUAUGCUUACAGAUUGAAAUUCAACCACUUCGGUAACGGCUCCGAUCUCUUCUCGUUCCAUGGAGACGCAGAGUAUGGUCACGGCACCGACGGCACGACCCGGUCCGGUUCUCUCUCUUUGACCAAAGACAAAAUUCCUUUCUCUCAUGGUCGAGCCAUUUUCAUCAACCCAAUCACCUUCAAGCCUCCCAACAACGCUUCUUCUGUUUACCCUUUCAAGACCUCUUUCACUUUCUCCAUCACGCCUCACCGAACAAACCCUACUCCUGGUCACGGUCUCGCCUUCCUCGUCGUCCCAAGUAACCAACAUGCCGGUUCCGGUUUAGGCUACCUAAGUCUCGUGAACCGAACCAGCAACGGUCAUCCCAGUAACCAUCUGUUUGCUGUUGAGUUCGACGUGUUUCAGGACAAGUCUUUUAAAGACAUCAACGAUAACCAUGUCGGAAUCGACAUUAAUUCGGUCGAUUCGGUGAAGUCGGUUAAAUCCGGUUAUUGGGUUAUGACAAGAAACGGUUGGUUGUUCAAGGACUUGAAGCUGAGCAGUGGAGAUAAGUACACGGCUUGGGUCGAGUACAACAACAAUUUAAAAGUAAUCUCGGUUACCAUCGGUCUCGCGCAUUUGAAGAAACCGAACCGACCAUUGAUCGAGGAGAAAUUCGACCUCUCUAAUGUGCUGCUCGAGAAUAUGUACGCCGGUUUUACCGGUUCAAUGGGCCGUGGUGUUGAGCGUCACGAGAUCUGGGACUGGAGUUUUCAGAAUUAGAUAACAGUGUUUGUUCGAUGUGAGAUCGGUUUAAAUCGGUUUUCCUUUGGUUUGUUUCUUUGUCUUGUUUUGAUAGCUUCUGUUAGUGUCUCCCGCUAAUAAUUGAAGUGAAUAAAUGCCCAAGUUGUCGGUUUCCAAAUUUCAAAGAAUAAUACUCCCUCCUUUCCUAAAAAUAA